AUGAGCAAUAACGACAACACCUUUCUCCGCCUUCCGGCGUCAAUCCGAAAGCGAAUUUACGUAUUCGCCGGAUUGAUCACAGACAGCUACAUCCAGUAUCCAUCGGUUGCCAAGCCUUACAUGAAAGAUUACGGGAUAUCAGAAGUCGACCGCAAACUUUCCCACAAUCUCCUGAAAGUUUGCCAACAAGUGCAUGAUGAAGCAAAAGCCAUUUUGCUCAAGCGCAAUACCUGUAUCUACUCUCCAAAGUUCUACGAUAACUACAAAGAUUUGGUAUCUCUCAAUCAACUCGGACCUAGCUGGUUCUUCUUACUAAGGAAUGUCUACGUGCACGUUGCGGACGUUCUCAAGCCAUUCAUCGAUGUUAAGGGAAGGCUUCUUGAGCUUGAACUUCGUCUCCAUCCAUCCUUCGCGGACCAAGCUCGCCAAAUCGUCCUUCAGGUCCAGGCCCCAGACCCGGUCUUGAUGCCUUUCCGUUUUGUUGAACUUCCCGCAGAGGUUCGACACCGCGUUCUCCAAUACACCGAUAUCGUUACUCCCUCCCGCACGGUCCAUUGGGAUCCUCGAAACGGGUUCAUGGCUAAUGUCUGUCGCUGGGUGGAUGGUGACGAUGUCUUGGGAAACAGAUAUGACUAUGCAUCACACGGGCCUCACACAUGCGAAGGUGAUCCGGGCACAACGGGAGACUUUUGCAUGUGGACUCAACCCGGGUCAUAUUCCUCUCGCUGCAACCGCACACAUCGCCAGUCUCCUUUACCCCUGCUCCUUACAUGCCGGACUAUGUACAAUGAUGCCACUUAUUCAUUCUACACCAACAACCGCAUUGUGAUCUUACCAUGUACAAAUCCCACGGAUUGCAUGAUCGGUACAGCACCAGCAGGCUAUCUGGAACAUCUCUACCUUGCAGAUGCUGCUGGCAACUUCCCUCGCGGGAUAUUUAGUUCCAAACAGCUCGUAGUACACGAGGCAACCAAAAUUUUCGUGGAGCGGGUUGGACGAAACAAGCUACGACUAAUUCGAACACUUGAAAUCGUUUUCCCGGUUGUAGGGAUGCAGAGUGACUCUGUCCUCGACACUCCGGCCUACAAAGAAUGGCUAGUCGCUGCAGGUUAUCUGAAAACACUGACGAACGCUCAGGGCUUAACUCUUAUCAUCCAUAUCAUGAAACCACGGCAUGCUGACUACCCAAGGUUUGAGGGUGCGGCGGAGAUCUUCGAAACAGCAGCGCGGCAGCUUCUGAUGCCACUACGGGGACCACCAAGAUUGCAAUUCAAGAGACUAUUCGUCCACUUGGAAAGCACAAGUCAUUGGGCCCCUUCGAAGCUGCUUCCAGGCAUGAGAACAGACAGAUUAUCGGGUGGCAGAUCACGUUAUCUGCCCUUGUCGAACGACAAACUGGCAGAGAUGGAAGUUGCCCUAAAAAAGCUGGUUAUGGGCGAGCAAUAUGACAGCUAUGCAGUGGGCAAAGGAGAGGAGCUCCCAAGCGCUUGGCUCCUAGAUGAAUGGGAGCGUUGCCGCGAAUACUGGUAG
Molecule: messenger RNA, 1530 nt
Organism: Penicillium cataractarum
Lineage: Eukaryota; Fungi; Ascomycota; Eurotiomycetes; Eurotiales; Aspergillaceae
Exons: 2
Coding region: 1-1530 (509 amino acids)
Source: RefSeq, a predicted model, not a curated record